GCAUGGCGGAAAUUCUUACUUUUCGGUUUUAGUGUGAAAGUAAAGCAACAUGUCUUCGACCGGUAUUGCUACUGGUUUGUCCAAGGGUUACCCCGUGACCAAGCGAGAAGUCGCUCCCCGUCCUGCCGCCAAGAAGGGUCGCGCCGGCAAGAAGACCUUGUUCGUGCGUGCGAUCGUGCGUGAAGUCGUGGGUUUGAUGCCGUACGAAAAGCGCAUCCUCGAUAUGAUCAAGUCCGGGGGCUCGUCUGCGGAAAAGCGCAUCUACAAAUUCUCCAAGAAGCGCCUGGGGACGCACAAGCGCGCGUUGGCCAAGCGCGAAGAAAUGAAGGCGUACUACGCGUCCCAACGCGCCAAGCAAGCCGGUAUCUAAGCGGGCUUCCUGGUGGAGUUGAGUUUCUUUUGGACACCUAAUGACAUUGCACACUAAACCUCGGAAUUGGGCGUUGAGUUGUUAAUCUGAAUCACAAGCUUCCGGUGAUGACCCACGUCCUCCACGUCUUG
Messenger RNA from Aphanomyces astaci, 501 nucleotides. RefSeq lists its product as hypothetical. Gene Ontology annotation, molecular function: structural constituent of ribosome. Gene Ontology annotation, biological process: cytoplasmic translation. Lineage: Eukaryota; Oomycota; Saprolegniomycetes; Saprolegniales; Verrucalvaceae. Gene Ontology annotation, cellular component: ribosome; cytosolic large ribosomal subunit. The coding region runs from base 50 to 370 and encodes 106 amino acids. The transcript has 2 exons. The record is from RefSeq and is a predicted model, not a curated record.